Molecule: messenger RNA, 573 nt
Organism: Desarmillaria tabescens
Lineage: Eukaryota; Fungi; Basidiomycota; Agaricomycetes; Agaricales; Physalacriaceae
Exons: 5
Coding region: 1-573 (190 amino acids)
Source: RefSeq, a predicted model, not a curated record
AUGCUCCGACACCUUCCGCUCAUAACUCGUCGGAUAGAAUUCACACCUCUUGCACGUACUCCUCUCCCUUCGAUAACCGCACGCCGGGAAUUUGCUAUCGCUCGGGAGCACAGUUCGUCACCUCCUCCUGUCGACCCUGGCUUGCCACUGUCGGACGUCUCGGACGCUAGCGACGUCUCGAUGCAAUCAGACGAUGAUAACCUUUCAGGAAACAUACUAGAGGAGGACAGCAUUGAUGAUGAAGAUGUCAAGAUUAUACCGAAACCUCCUGGAGAACCUGGCCGCCCGAAAUCCGGCGGCUACAACCUCGAACAGACCCUCUCUUGGCCAGAUGCCAUUUAUCAACAAGUUGUCAAUCACGUCCAUCGUGAAGCUCAUCAUAGACUUGAAACCAAGAAGAGCUUCAAGAACCAAAGCGUCAAACAAAUCCAGGCUAUUUGUGAUGAUGCUGUGAACGAACAUAGCAUCCUUCGAGUCUAUGAGAAUGCAUGGCCUGUCCGUGAUAUGCCGAAGCUCCGGUUGAAGUACACGUCUGAGAAAAUCGUAUCGAUUUAUGACCGUAUAUCUGCUUGA